Talaromyces atroroseus is the source of this 4539-nucleotide messenger RNA. RefSeq lists its product as hypothetical. Gene Ontology annotation, molecular function: lipid binding. The transcript has 6 exons. NCBI's taxonomy places the organism in Eukaryota, Fungi, Ascomycota, Eurotiomycetes, Eurotiales, Trichocomaceae. Bases 1 to 4539 code for a protein of 1512 amino acids. The record is from RefSeq and is a predicted model, not a curated record.
AUGGCCGCCGAAGAAUCCCACGCCGAGCUCAAGCAGCAGGGCAUCAUCGAAACGGCUCAGGCAGCUGCCCAAGACCCCCAGUCACAGAUUCAACCUGAAUUGGUGGAGCAGAAACUCGUGGACGAAAGCCGCAAGGCUGGUGCUGUAGCAUAUCAGUUUGACCCGAACGCCUCUCCGGAAGAGAAGGCGAAAAUAACUCGUUCCGUAAUUCCGCCAGGCUUUCAUAAUCCAAAUAAGGCAAAAGGAGUUGCUUUAACAACGGAUAAAGAUCUAACGGGACCGGUUCAAUACGACUUGCCACCACCAAGCCAAGCUACAGAGGAAGUCAAUGAAGCAUCCAGCGAGAAAGAACAACUGCAGAAUGGACAGUUGACGGAAGAUCAACGCUGGGCCCGCGAUCGCACUGGAUGGGCGCCCCAAUUUAUGAAACCAGACCAGGCGAAGCUAGAAGAUGGGGAUACAUUGUUAGACCAUCGAACUUUCUUGGAGGACAAGAUCAGCGAUAAGUUUUUUGGAGAUUGGUAUCACAAUGCUGCCGUCAUCGUCUUUGCUUGCCUCUCAUCUUGGAUUAUUGCGGUACUCGGGGGAGGCCUCGGCUGGGUCUUUUUGGUGAUGGCAGCGUGUGGCACAUAUUAUCGAACUUCCAUUCGACGUGUUCGCCGCAACUUCCGCGAUGAUGUCCAUCGAGAAAUGGCCAAGCAGCGGUUGGAAACGGACGCAGAAAGCUUGGAGUGGAUUAAUGGAUUUUUGCUCAAAUUCUGGCCAAUCUAUGCGCCCGUCCUGUGUGACACCAUCAUCACCUCAGUUGAUCAGGUGUUGAGCACGGCAACCCCGGCCUUUCUUGACAACCUACGCAUGAAAACUUUUGUCCUUGGAACCAAGCCUCCACGUUUAGAGCAUGUCAAGACCUACCCGAAAACUGAGGUUGACACUAUUAUCAUGGAUUGGAAGUUUAGUUUCACGCCAAAUGACACAAUGGACAUGACAGCGCGCGACCUCAAGGACAAAGUCAAUCCUAAAGUCGUCUUGGAGGUCCGAAUCGGCAAGGGCGUCAUCAGCCACGGUCUGGAUGUCAUCGUAGAGGAUUUUGCUUUUUCGGGAUUAAUGAGAGUCAAAGUGAAGUUGCAAAUCCCUUUCCCUCACAUUGAACGCGUCGACGUGUGUUUCUUGGAACGUCCCGAUAUCGACUACGUCUGUAAGCCGCUUGGUGGAGAAACUCUCGGCUUCGAUAUCAACUUUAUCCCAGGUUUGGAAAGCUUCAUUAAAGAGCAGAUCCAUGGGAAUCUCAGCCCAAUGAUGUACGCCCCCAACGUUUUCCCGAUCGAGAUCGCCAAGAUGUUAGCCGGCAAUCCUGUGGAUCAAGCAAUUGGUGUUCUUGCAGUCACUCUUCAGAGCGCCUACAACUUGAAAGGUUCAACCCGAUUAGGGAAUACCAUCGAUCCAUACUGCUCUGUCUCUAUCAAUAACCGGAAGGAAUUGGCUCGUACGAAAACUAUCCAAGACACUACCGAGCCACGCUGGAAUGAAACUGUAUACGUUAUCAUCACUUCAUUCACCGACGCCUUGACCAUCGGCAUCUUUGACUACAAUGAUCUUCGAAAGGACCAAGAGCUGGGUAUCGCAACCUUUCCGCUUGACAAACUGGAAUCAGAGGCCGAGCAUGAAAAUCUGGCUUUAGACGUUUCAUACAGUGGUCGGAAUCGCGGUGUUUUAAAGGCUGAUGUUCGAUUUUUCCCUGUGUUGCAAGGCCGCAAACUUGAAGAUGGUACAGAGGAGCCGGUGCCGGAGCUGAACACAGGUGUUGCACGAUUUACCGUGGAACAAGCGAAAGAAUUAGAUGGAAGUAAGAGCCUAGUAGGCUCUCUCAACCCUUACGCUGUUUUGUUGUUGAACGGCAAGGAAUUACACAUCUCGAAGAAAUUGAAACGCACCAACAACCCUAUCUUCCAGGACGCAUCAAAGGAAUUGCUCAUCACUGACAGAAAGCAUGCCAAACUAGGUCUUGUUAUCAAGGAUGAGCGUGAGUUAUCGACUGAUCCAAUCAUUGGAAGAUACCAAAUCAAACUGGAUGAUAUGCUUCGGAUGAUGGAAAAGGGCCAGGAAUGGUAUCAAUUAGCUGGUUCCAAGAAGGGUCGUGUUAAAAUGACGGUUGACUGGAGACCUGUCGCUUUGCGUGGUAUCGCUGGAGGCGCAGGCUAUGUUCAACCAAUUGGCGUGAUUCGUGUUCAUUUUAAAGGUGCCAGUGAUUUACGAAAUUUCGAGGCCAUCGGGAUGUCGGAUCCAUAUGCUCGCGUUUUGCUCAAUGGCAUACCUGGUGGUCGUACUGUUACUUAUAAGAACAACCUCAACCCCAAUUGGAACGAGAUUGUGUACAUUCCAGUCCACAAUACACGGGAGAAACUAACACUCGAGGUCAUGGACGAAGAGAGCAUGCAGAGAGAUCGCACUCUUGGUCAAGUGGACAUUGCACUAUCGGACUAUGUGCAUGAGGACGAAAAUGGCGAAUAUGAGGUUGAUGACGAGAAACAAGAGGUGAAGAGUGGUCUUCGCAUGAACGGACGUGGUGCCGCUAAGGGAUUCCUCAACUACACCAUUGCUUUCUACCCCACUGUGAAUGUGUAUAAUCCCGAGGAGGACGAAGAGUCUGAAGAAGAUGACCUUGCUACCGUUCCAUCCGAGGGCCUCUCGAAGAAAAAUAGCAUUGACUCCACUUCUGCUCGUCAAAGUCUUCUCCGAAGAGGGACCGAUGCCUCUCGCGGUAGCGUGGAUGUUACGUCGAAUGGCCGACCCAGCGUCGAUACAACUCUUUCUAAUAAAGUCGAAAGCAAUGGAACGCCACCCUCACCAGGGUCGCCGAAGACUGCAGUGGCAAAACAGGCGCCUAAAAUUCAUAUUGAGGCCGCGGAUUUGCCAAAGUACGAAUCUGGGUUGGUUGUGUUCAAGGUCAUCGAUGGACAACUAUCUCACGCAAAUGUCUAUCUUGAGGUGAUCGUUGAUGAUCAUAUGUUCCCAUCGUAUACAUCAAUGAAAAUAAAGUCUAAAACUGCAACGUUUGAAGAUGUCGGCGAUGCAUUCAUCCGCGAAUUAGACAUGUCACAGAUUACCCUUCGACUGGUUGAGGGUACCAGCGACAAGGAAGAGAAGCACGUUCUUGCCCAACUGACUGGGGAUACUUUGACCACGCUACAGCGAUGUCUUCAUACACCCACCGAACUAGUCCUCCGGUCCGAUAAUGGUGCAGUCAGCAAGAUCAAAGUCAGUCUUCGAUUCAUCCCAGUUAUGAUGAAGCUGGAUCCCAGCGAGUCAAUCAACAAUUCGGGCGAACUCAGCGUCCAUGUGCUUGACGCAACAAAUCUUCCGUCAGCUGAUCGAAACGGUUUCAGCGACCCUUACUGCAAGUUUAAGUUGGACGACAAGGAAGUGUUCAAGACGCAUGUCCAAAAGAAGACGCUUCAACCUGUGUGGAACGAAUUCUUUGUGACGUCAGUCAAAGCUAGAAUCGGCGCUGACUUCCGCGUGGAUGUAUAUGAUUGGGACUUUGGAGACAGGGCCGACUACUUGGGUGGAGCUCCAGUCGAUAUUGAGUCCCUAGAACCGUUCCAGUCAAAGACCGUUAGCAUUGAUCUGGACGGCAAGUCAGGGUCUAUUCGCCUACAACUCCUUUUCAAACCGUCUUAUGUCACACGAACCCGUCAAGGCCACUCGACCAUGUCUGGUACUUUUGCUACUCCUGGUAAACUCGUUGGAGCUCCAGUCAAGGGUGUGGGUAUGGUCGGUGGGGGCGUCAUCAAGGGUGCCUCGUUCCUUGGUCGAGGGCUAAAGAAUCGUCUCCACACUCACAAGGAGAGCGAGGUGACUGCGAUCGAAGAACAGUCCCCCCCAGCAACGCCCAACCGCAAUGCCGAUGGUGGUAUUUCUCGCGUUCCGGGGUUGGUUGUAGAGCCAAGCACGCCGAAUACACCUGAUAGCCUACAGCGCCGCCACAGCCGUACCCGAAGCAUCAUAUCUCAAUUCGGCGGUGACAAAGGUACCCCUGGAUCGCUCGGGGCAGAUACAGGAACGGCAGUGUUUACGAUAUCGUCUGCGAGUGGAUACCCACCAUCCACUAAUCUACGCUGCCAUGUUCGUCUCUUGGGUAGCAAGGGUGCCAAGGAAGUGCACAAAACCAAGGCAGUGAAAAACUCCACCGGCUCAGUCCAGUUUGAUUCAUCUCAUGAGACUUUUAAAGUCCCUUACGUUUCAGCUGAUGCUCAGUAUCAAUUGAAAGUUGUGGAUCACAGCACCUUUGGUUCAGACACCAGUCUUGGUGAGGCGCUCUUUUUUGUCGAUGACCAAGGGUCUGUCAUGAGCAAAGAAAAGACAGUGAGCGUUGGCUCGGGCAGUGUCAUCAUCAAGAGCAGCUUCACACCCAGUGAGCCGGCGAACGGUCGACCCAGCACCUCUCAUUCAGUGAACCUGGACCCAUUGGAUGCCAAUGGCGAUGCCUCUGACAAGAAACGUCGAAGCUUUUUGUCGAAGCGCAGUGUCAGUGGUGCGUAA